Rubroshorea leprosula is the source of this 1441-nucleotide messenger RNA. NCBI's taxonomy places the organism in Eukaryota, Viridiplantae, Streptophyta, Magnoliopsida, Malvales, Dipterocarpaceae. The record is from the annotation of a GenBank genome assembly.
AAUUAAACCCAAGCAUUUUCUGCUCCACUACUGUCCUUUCUGCGCCGCGGCUAUGGCUGCUGCUACUUUCUCUUCACCAUGGCUUCUAAGAAGAGCACUUAAAGCUUUCUCUUUCUCACCUACACUUUGCGUCAGCAACAAGCUGUAUUUCCACGGAGUUCUUCGCCCUUUUCCCGUCCAUAAUCCACUCAGACAUUCUGCUGCAGGAUUAUGUUACUUGGCACAAGCUAUAAAGGAGGAUACUGAUGUUCUACUUAAAGGAGUGGCUGAUAAAAGCACGGUUGAAGAACUGAAAAAUAUUCUUCAAAUGGCUAGAAGGGCAGAGUCUAGAAGAGAGGUCCUCCAUACAGAUUUUCUCACCCCACCAGUAUUGAAGGAGUCAAUGCUGGUAUUGGGAAAACUAGCUGACAUAAAAGCAGUUGCUCAGGGAGGAUACCCUCAGGCUGAGCGUUGUAGGAUCUCUGUUGGACAUUCAGAAGUAUUAAGAAGUGAUCCAGAUAUUAUUACAGCAUUGAGUAUCACAGGUAAUUUUGGUUUUCAACCUUGUUCUCAUGGUGAUUUCCUUGGUGCAAUUCUUGGAACAGGGAUUGCUAGGGAUAAGCUUGGGGAUAUUAUCUUGCAGGGGGAGAAGGGAGCUCAGAUCUUGAUUAUUCCAGAACUUGCUGACUUUAUUAUAUCAACAAUGGACAAGGUUGGUAAUGUUUCAGUCAUCUGUUCAAAGAUACCAUUACUUGCUCUUGAGUAUGAACCACCAAGGACUAAGUCAUUCAGAACGGUGGAAGCAUCACUACGGGUUGAUGCUCUAGCUAGUGCAGGAUUCAAGAUUUCAAGGUCAAAACUAGUUAAUUUAAUCAGCAAUGGAGAUGUGCGUGUUAAUUGGACCACUGUUACAAAAAAUGGGACUACACUAAAGUCUGGAGAUGUUGUAUCAGUAAGUGGACAAGGACGAUUAAAGAUAGGAGAAAUAAACACUACAAGAAAAGGAAAAUUUGCGGUUGAGCUAAUUAGGUAUCUUUAAGGUUUACAUGCCGUGAGGAAUUGCUAUGAGAUGAGUCGAGUUCAACCAGCUUCCAGCAUUCACAGUGUACUUUUUUCUUCUAAACCAUAGAUUAUCAAAAUGAUAGAAGCUCAGAUAAAAAGAUUGUGAGGUAAGAUGUUUAGAAACCAUUACUUACAAUCUUAAAUACAUUCUUGGAGAAAAUAAUAAAUGUGAUGUGCAUAUAAUAUCUGUUUCGGAUACAUUUAGAGAACUACUUUUGCACGUUCAUAUUUCACUAGAGUAUCUGAUGACAUUGUUAAAUCCCCUGUAAAAAUACUUCCACAAGAAGGAGAAAAUAUCAUGGUCACAUCUAAAUUUUCCUGUACUGUUGGGAGAGUUUCAAAGCUUUCAGCUCUUGCACCUCCUUCUGCAACUUCUAGAUCUCCUCCAUCAGAUUCUUGC